Messenger RNA from Condylostylus longicornis, 3972 nucleotides. RefSeq names its product ubiquitin-conjugating enzyme E2 W. The transcript is spliced from 6 exons. Lineage: Eukaryota; Metazoa; Arthropoda; Insecta; Diptera; Dolichopodidae. The record is from RefSeq and is a predicted model, not a curated record. Bases 405 to 1013 code for a protein of 202 amino acids.
AACAUCAUCGCGUAAUGAUCGGCGUGUGCCUUUAGUGAUUCAGUCAUAAAAUUUUAUUUCAAAUAUUAUAGAAUUUCAAUUGUGUUUUUUCUCUGUGUACAUAAAUAGAUUUUAUUAUAACGGUUUGAAUAACGGAAAAUAUUAUUAGAAAUAAUAUUUAAAGUUUAUAAUAAAUUUUUACAAAGCUUUUUUGUUGUUUAAAAAUACUUUACAAUGCACUACUAAAUUAUUUUUAAUUAAAAAAAAAAAAAUUUAUUAUUUAUUAAAAAAGAAUUCAAAUUUGAAAAGAAUUCGAAAAAAAAUAUUAAAAUAUUAAGGAAAAUAUUUAUUGAAAAUUAAAAAGAAAAAAAGAAAUUAAAUUUCGUGAGUUAUAAACAGGAUUUAUAAAACAAAUUAAAAAAAAAAUGGAAAAAAUUUGGCGAUUUAAAAAAGAUAAUAGCCUUAAUAGUAAUAAAACAAAUAAAGAAAUUUUACCAAAGCCAAAAUCGGAAAUAUUAGCUAUCGUUCCGGUUGAAUCUAAUGUUUGUAAUAAAAAUGGUAAAAAAUUAGUUUUGGAUUGUGUACGACUUGAGAGAAGAUUACAUAAAGAAUUAAUGUCAUUAAUAAAGGAGCCACCACCAGGGGUUAAAGUAGAUGCAGAUAGUAUUAGCGAAAAUCUUUCACAAUGGAAAAUCUAUAUGGAUGGUGUAGAUGGAACAUUGUAUGAAGGCGAACACUUUCAAUUAUUAUUUAAAUUUAAUAAUAAAUAUCCUUUUGAUUCGCCUGAAGUAACAUUUAUUGGACCUAAUAUUCCAGUUCAUCCGCAUGUGUAUUCAAAUGGUCAUAUAUGCCUAUCAAUACUGACCGAUGAUUGGUCACCAGCUCUUUCUGUGCAAUCUGUUUGUUUAAGCAUAGCAUCAAUGUUGAGUAGUUGUCGAGAAAAAAAGAGGCCUGCUGAUAAUACCUUAUAUGUUAAAACUUGCAAUAAAAAUCCGAAAAAAACAAAAUGGUGGUAUCAUGAUGACACUGUUUGAGAAAACGUUUUAGUAUCCAGUAAAAUUUCAAAAGAUGAUCAAUCUCGAAAAGCUGACAAAGAAAAUAUCAAAAAUAUUUAUAAAAACAUUUUACAUUUUUAAAAAAACACAUUUAAAAAAAAAUGCCAAGUAUAAAUACACAUCGUUCAAUUGUAGAUAAAAAAAAACAAUAAAAUGAAAAAAAAAGAAAAAAAAGUAAAUGAAAAAUAAUAUUUAUUUAAAAAAAAAAAGAAAUUAAUAUUUUUCAAUAUUAUGGUAAUAAUUGAUUUUUUGUAAUCAAAAUUAAUUAAGAAUAUUUAUUUUAAAUUAGUUUCGAUUGAUUUAAACAAUAUUUAAUAAAAACAAAAUGUAUAAAAAGAAAAGAAGCAUUAAUUUAGUUCAACCAACUAAAACAAGAAAUGAAAAUAUGAACAAAACAUGUAUUUUAAUAAUAUAAAUUUACUAGAAAAUCGAAAUGUUAAUUAAAAAAAAAAAAAAAAACAAAUAUAAAACAAAUCAAAAUGAAAAAAAAAAAUUAAUCCAAUGAUUAUAUGUGAUUUCAUUCAAACUCCUAGAAUUUAGAAUAAAAAAGGAGGUUUUCAUAAAUUCUAAUAUUAGAUAAAUAAUUAUAGUUAUAUAUAAACUAUUUAAUUGUUAAAUUUAUUUUAUUUUUCCCCUUACUUAUGUAAUUUAUCUAAUUUUUCGAAUAUUAAUUUUUAUUUAGAUUUGUUUGAUACUUGCCAUUUUUGCUUAAUUUAAAUUGUAAUUUUUAAAAGUUAAAUGAAAAGAUCAUCAAAAAAUUUUAUCAACAGUACUAAAAAAUAAAAAUAUAAAAUAUUUUAGUUUGAAUUCUAAAAAAAUACAUAAUAUUGAAACUAUAAAGCCUAUGCAAAUUUUAAAUUUCCAGAAACAGAAAUAAUUAAAUCAAUUUUAUAAGAGUAUAGAGUAGACAUUAGACCUAUUUUGCAAAAUGUUAUAUAAAAAAAAUCAAGUGUAUAUAAAUUUUUUAUUGGCAAUUUAUUAACAUUCCGAAAUGUAAUAUGAAAAAAUAUGAUAUUUUAAUUAUGAUCUCUUUUGAAAAUUAGAGAAAAAAAAGAAAAAUAGAAAACAAAUCAUAAUUUUUCUUUUUUAAUAUGUAUAGUAAAAAACAUAAUAAAACACACAAAAAAAAAAGGAUUUAAAAACAAAACAAUUCAUCGUCCAAAUUUAGCAUAAAACCUCAUUAAAAAAAACAAGAAAUGAAAAAGAAGUAAAUUUAAACUAUUAAUUUUAUUUCGAAUCAAUUUAUUAUAAUUAAUUUAUAUAACAAAUAUAAUUAAUACGAGAGAAAAAUAAUUUUGAAUGUUUAUUUUAUUUUCUUACGAUUUACUUAAUUUCAUUAGAAUAUUGUAGAAUGUAGAUGUAAUAAUAAUUAAAUACAUGCAUACUUACAUAAUAUAUUAUUAUUAUAAAAACAAAAAAUCAAAAUUAUGAAAUUUACGGAAAAUUCUAAAUUUUGUUUUUUUCAUUUUUAAUUUUUAUAUUCCCAUUGUGUUUUUUUUUUUUUAAAUAGAAUUAAUUAGGAAAAUAUUUAAUUAUAUGACAAAAAAAAUAUAAAUUUUUGGAAGUUAAUUAAAAAUUUAUAAAAUUGAUAAUAUGAUGAUGCAAUUUGUUACGUAUAAAAGUUAUCGUCAUAUUAAAAUUAAAACUAAAAAUUAAAUAUUAUAAUGAAGUGUAAUAUAAAAUAAAUGUCAUUAUUAAUGAUAAAUUUCAUGUACAACUUGGUUGUUUUCCUUUGAGUUUUUAUAAAAAAAAAAAGUAAAAUCAUUAAAAUUAUUUAGGUAUUUAAACUUAUCAUUUUAUAUAGUACUUAGUAAUAGUACAGUGGUAAGUACUCUAUUUCCUAAGGUAAAAUUCUUAGAGCAAAUCCAAAUUCUAAAUAAAAAAUUACUAAUAACAGCAAAAUGUUAACUAAAGUUUAUUGAUUGAGUAGCAAUUAUGAAUUUCUUAUGAAAGACACGUAAUGUUUUCUUUUACAUUCAUUCUAUGUUUCCUUAGAACUUAUAGUUUAUAGAUGAAAAGAAUUGUUUUAAACGGGUAUAGUAUACUAUAAUGUAUGUUAUAAACAAUUUGAUUUUAAGGAUCCUAAAUAAUGAUAUUUAAACAAACUGCUAUAUUUAAAUAAAGCAGUUUUUUAACAAUGCAAAAAGUCUAUAAACUUUAUUAAUAAAAUAUUUCUAAUUUAAUAAAACAUUAAAAUUACUUGUUUUAAUUUCGGAUAGUUGGUGAACAAAUUUUUGAGAACCGCUAAAAUUUAAAGCUAUAAUUUUUCUUGCUUAGAGUCACGUUAUUUUCUUUUCUAAUGCUAAAUUUUUCAUUUAGAUCAAAAACAAUAAUAAGAAGGUUUUUCAAUGGUCGAAUUUGAAUCGGGAAUAAAUUUAUGUAUCUCAAGAUAAUUCUGUUCUACAAAUCUCUUUAACUACCUUGAGCAAGCUACUACAAGCUUACAAUAUAAGUUGACUUUAUUAAUUUUCCUUGUCAGGCUUUCACUCCAAAACAGACAAUUUUCAAAAAAAAUAAGAUUAUUAUAAAAAAUUCGAACUUACUGUUUACAAAAUAUUAUUUUGUUUUUAUUUUUAUUAUAAAAAUAUUAAUUCAAAGGAAUUUUUUUUUUUAAAAAGCGAUAAAUGGCGAUGAAUUACAGUAAUAAUGGAUUAUUUAAAAAUUAAAAUUCUUAUCGAAUUAUUUUUUCUCACUUUGAUUAUAAAUAUGUACUGUAUCAUUCUACUAUUUAAAAUUAGUUAUAUAGAUGUGCGAAAUUAUUAAUUGUGUAAAAAUAAAUUAUAUAUUAUUGAUUUGAUUUUAAUAUACAAAAAAAAAACAUAAAAUGCAAAAUUUAAAACCAAAAUUUAAAUGAAUAAAGUGAAAAUAAACAUAAAAUAUAAGUUUAUAAAUGUAGUAUAUUGUUAAUAAUAAGAAAAUAAAACCAAUUUAAAAGUUA